Messenger RNA from Grosmannia clavigera kw1407, 510 nucleotides. RefSeq lists its product as uncharacterized. The transcript has a single exon. The record is from RefSeq and is a predicted model, not a curated record. NCBI's taxonomy places the organism in Eukaryota, Fungi, Ascomycota, Sordariomycetes, Ophiostomatales, Ophiostomataceae. Bases 1 to 510 code for a protein of 169 amino acids.
AUGUCCUCUGCGACUGCAGCCACCACGACGGCCUGCGCGGGCCUUUACAACUCGCCUGCGCAUGACGCCAGCUGCGCCAUUCCAGCCGGCGGCAACCACACCGAGAUCAUGUCUGCCUGCUGCAACGGCGCCGACGUCGUCAGCUACUACGACGACUGUGGCCUCUACUGCCUCGCCGAAGGCCAGACUGUUCAGGAUCUCAUCCUCUGUCUCUACAACAAGGGUGCCGGCUGGUCGGACGUCUUCUGCAGCGGCAGCAGCAAUGGCACGGCCACGGGAACUACUGCUCUUCCUACUGGGGCCGGCGCCUCGGUCGUCGUCGGUACUGCCACCAGUACCACGAAGACCGGCACUAAGACUGGCACUACGACCGGAACCGUGAGCAGCAGCAGCAGCACUAGCAGCAGUGCGGCCUCUAGUACACGGCCUCAGGCAAUCGUGAGCACGCUGGGCAUCGCAGUUGGUACAUUGCUCUUCUCAGUGGCCGCGGUUGCUGUUCAACAGGUUUGA